GAAAUUUGUUUGUUGGGUUUUUGUGUUGAAAGGUAGACGGAAGCCCGCGUGUUGCUGCCGCUCGAGCGCGGACCGGGGGAUGAGCGGCGGAGAGGUCCGGUUUCCACAAACAACCGUCGACGGGACGCGAUGGUCGCCCUGUUUCUUUUUUCUUUUUUGAAACGGCGGGGAAGUUCGGGACCCUCGGCGGCUCUUUUGUUGUUCCGGAGGAGGCCACGCAGCCCUCCGCCAGCGCGCGUGACCGCGGGAGGAGGCGCGUCGGAGGCAGAAAGAUGCGCCCGGAGGGCAGGAGCUCGACCUGCCUCUUUGUAGGCCGAAGGACUUGAAUUUUCCGCCUGUUGAAGGACCGGGGAGGAUUCCCAUUCAUUUGCGCGCUACCCGGUUGGGGGGUGGAGGAAGGGAUCGGACAUUUGGAUCGUUUUCUACGGGGACGCCACCGGUGGGGCCUGGGAGUCUCCCAUUGUCCCGCCUAGCGCCCUGUUCUUCCGCUGCUGGUCCUCGCAGGCCUGUAGCGAUGCUCCAUCAGCCACACUCACACCAGGCCCGUUUCUGUAUUCUGUUAAGAAGACACCAGUCAUCACACCGUUUCAGUCAGAACACAAGAGCUUCAGACCUCAGGAACCUGCGGCUUCCCUUUGCUUGGACUCUCCCACCCCUCUUCCCUCUUCCUCUCCGUAGCCCCCCCUGCUCUCCGGCCUCCCUUCUCCUGCUCCCUCCUCCUCGGCCUCCAAGAUAGAUUCCCUCAGGAGCAAGGUUGACCUGCUCAAGCUGCCUCUGGCUCUUUCCACCAAGUCCAUCUCGGAGCGCAAGAGCCAGCUGGGAGGAGUCUGCGAGCAGCACGCCAAGGGGGGAGGAGGUGGGGCCCGUAAAGCCCGCCUACUGCCGACCCGCGACAUGGACAACGACUCGCAGUACUCGGGCUACUCCUACAAGUCCUCCCACUCCAGAAGCUCCCGCAAGCACAGGGACCGGAGGGACCGUCAUCGCUCCAAGAGCCGAGACAGCAGCAGCCGUGGAGACAAAUCGGUCACCAUCCAAACUCCAGGAGAGCCGCUUCUGGAUGCAGAGUCCACCCGUGGAGAUGACCGGGAUGAUAACUGGGGCGAGACGACCACCGUGGUCACAGGCACCUCAGAGCACAGCAUCUCCAACGAGGACCUGACCCGCGCCACCAAAGACUUAGAGGACUCCACCCCUCUGCAGUGCAAGCGCUUCGUCGGCCCAGUGCUGGGGGGCUGCCUGAGCUUCUUUGCUCUGAUCACGCCUCUAGCCUUCCUCAUCCUCCCCCAGGUCCUGUGGCGGGACGACCUGGAUACCUGCGGGACGCCUUGCGAGGGUCUCUACGUCUCGCUGGCCUUCAAGCUCCUUGUUCUUCUCAUCUCGUCCUGGGCGCUGUUCCUCCGCCCUCCCCGCGCCACCCUGCCUCGUUUUUUCGUCUUCCGCUGCUUGCUCAUGGUGUUGGUGUUCCUGUUUGUGGCGUCCUACUGGUUGUUCUACGGCGUGCGAGUGCUGGAGCCCCGGGAGAAGGACUACAGGGGCAUUGUGGAGUACGCCGCCUCCCUUGUGGACGCCCUCCUCUUCAUCCAGUACCUGGCUUUGGUCUUACUGGAAGUCCGACACCUGCAGCCAGCCUUCUGUCUGAAGGUGGUCCGGAGCGCAGAUGGAGCCAGCAAAUUCUACAAUGUGGGCCACCUCAGCAUCCAGCGGGCAGCGGUCUGGGUGCUGGACCGUUAUUACAGCGACUUUCCCGUCUACAACCCCGCCCUGCUCAACCUGCCCAAGUCCAUUCUGUCCAAGAAGAUGACGGGCUUCAAGGUUUACUCUCUUGACGAAAACACGACCAACAACUCUACAGGCCAGUCGCGAGCCAUGAUCGCAGCCGCUGCCAGGAGGAGAGACAACUCCCACAAUGAGUACUACUACGAGGAGGCCGAGAUGGAGCGCAGGAUACGGAAGCGUAAAGCCAGGUUAGUGGUGGCGGUAGAAGAGGCCUUCACACACAUCAAGCGUCUCCACAAGGAUGAGGCCACCUCGUCUCCCAAACACCCCAGAGAGGAGAUGGACCCCCGGGAGGCGGCUCAAGCCAUCUUUGCCCCGAUGGCGCGAGCCAUGCAGAAGUACCUGAGGACCACGCGGCAGCAGGCCUUCCACAGCAUGGAGAGCAUCAUCUCACACCUGCAGUUCUGCAUCACGCAUAACAUGACCCCCAAGGCUUUCCUGGAGCGUUACCUGACUCCCGGCCCCACCAUGCAGUACCAGCAGCAGACCGGCGGAGGGCGCCAGUGGACUUUGGUGAGCGAGGAGCCGGUGACUUCCGCCCUCCGUCAGGGUCUGGUCUUCUCCCUGCGGCGUCUGGACUUCUCCCUGGUCGUCACGGUGACACCCCUGCCCUUCCUGCGGCUCGGGGAGGAGUUUAUCGACCCCAAGAGCCACAAAUUCGUCAUGAGGCUGCAGUCGGAGACCUCGGUUUGAACUCCUCUCUUCUGCUCCGUCCUGCUGGAAUGAGAAAACAAUGAAGAAGAGGAGGAGCAUGUAGAAUUGCCACUGCUAUCAAAGAGUGGUCAGUGAAACGAAGAGGCCUUUUCUCCUCCAGUGUCUUCAUAGCACACUGUAAAAACCUUUCUUCCUCUUUGCCUCGUCACCCGCCGUAACCACUGAACUCGAGACGUGAAGUCCAGAGGAAGCAGUUGAUACACCACUGCCUCCUGGUCCUUUUUCAGACGGGACCGCUUCGUUCGGAAGAUACAGAAUGUAGCAAUAUGUUCAGCCAGCCAAUGUAUGUCCUUUUUAUGACUGUUAAUAAGAGUGGAUGUGCAUUCCUAAUCAUGCAGCAGCGAUGCUUUAGUUUGGUGAUGCUGCUGGUCACUCUCCUCUCACACGUAGCGUGUUAGCUUUUUGAUGAUUUUAAAAGGGGUUUAUUUAAAAAAAGUGAAAAAUCACCAGGUUCAAUCACUCAAUCAAAGUUUCCAUUUAGUCAGACUAUUGCUGCGAUUUAAAACAACACCCUAAUGGGAAUUUCUGAAAUUUUAUUCAUGCUUUAAAUGAUUUUUUAUAUAAAAAUGAUCUGCUUUAAUGUUUGUGAUGCUUUUGUUUAACUUUUUAACACCAGAGAUUUAGCUCCAGAUUUGAUGUUUUUUUACUUAUUGUAGCUUUUAGAUCGUUAAGGUCAUUCCAGCAGGUUCUGAAGCAGAGAAAAGCGGCGCUGCUGGAAUGACCUUAACGAUUAAAAAGUAGUUAUUUAAGUGUCGUCGGCGACGUCUCUGGUGUUAAAGGGUUAAACAGAAAAUCUGUUGGCCUCCCAUCAUAAAAUAUGAGACAACUUUACCUUACUUUUGAUAUUCCGAAGACGAAAAACUCCUAAUCUUUUUGUUUUUUCGAAAUAAAAUUUCGUAUUUUAUUGGUAUAAUCCAAUACUUCACUUAAAUACGACAGGAUGAACAAAGAUGGAAAUCAUAACCAUGAAGUCAUUCAACGUAAGGGCUAUUUUUGACGUUUGUCAACCCUCCAAGUGAGCAUUCUCAGUUUCACUUCUCCGUGCAAAUUGACCACUUGGCAAACAGUCUGUAAUCCAAUAAAAAGUUCUGAAUUCAUGUUUCGGACUGAGCGGGCAGCUAUGCUUUAACUCCAGAUGGACGGACUCCUCACUGUUCCGUUCAUGUCCCAUAAAACCAGACAUGUGAUUGUACCUCCCGAGAAGCAGCAGCUUUACUCCGCCUUACUCUGCAGACGAGAAAAAGCAAAGGGCUCCUCCGUCUCACAUAUCUGAGCGCUGGAUGACUGGUUCUUGAAAACCCUUUAAAUAUUUUUCCAGAAUGACCCAAAUCCUUUUUUUAAAUAAAAAUGCAUGCUUGCAAUUCAUUUUGGGUGCAUUUUUUUAUGUUUUUUAAGGUGCCUAAGUUAUGAUGAUGCAAUGUUUUUACUGAAAAAGAAAGGAGGCUUGUAAAAAGUAUUUGUAGGUUUGUGUUCCCUUUUGUAACUGUAGUUUGUAUAGUGUUUUAGACACUUUUUCAUCAUUAAAACCUUCUUUUCCUUA
Molecule: messenger RNA, 4033 nt
Organism: Oryzias melastigma (Indian medaka)
Lineage: Eukaryota; Metazoa; Chordata; Actinopteri; Beloniformes; Adrianichthyidae
Product: vang-like protein 2
Exons: 9
Coding region: 895-2472 (525 amino acids)
Biological process (GO): establishment of planar polarity; Wnt signaling pathway, planar cell polarity pathway; multicellular organism development
Cellular component (GO): plasma membrane
Source: RefSeq, a predicted model, not a curated record